GACCACAGCUGCACCCUCCCUCCCGGUGACGUCAACCCUCUUCCCCUGCGCGUGCGUGGUGCUCCCCAUCUCCUCUCUCCGUGGAGCAGCGCGGAGUAUGCGGGGUCGCAGCUAGGGCAGCACAUUGGCAUUGAGGAGGAUGGAGGCACCUCUGGUGAGCCUGGAGGAGGAGUUUGAGGAGGGACCUGGGGAUGAUGGGGGAACCCCGCAGCGCAGCGUGGACCUGGCACUGGUCGAGCUGGAGAGCUUCUCAGCCGAGAUUAUGAGCUUCAAGUCGAUGGAGGACCUGGUGCAGGAGUUCGACGAGAAGCUCACCGUCUGCUUCCGCAACUAUGAUGCUGCCACUGAGAGCCUGGCCCCCGUGAGGGGGCAUCUUCAGGUGCAGGAAGAGGAGGAGCGCCUCCAGGAUGAGGAGGUCUGGGAUGCUCUCACUGAUGGCUUUUCCCCCCGGGGCUCCCCCCAGCCCUGGCUGCUCCCUGGGGCUGAGGCCCCCGACAGCACCGACCUCCAGCUCUGCAAGAAGGAGGAGGAAGAGGAGGAGGAGCUCACUGAGAGGAGUGAGCAGGACUCGGGCAUCAAUGAGGAGCCACUGCUGACAGCAGAACAGGUGAUUGAGGAGCUGGAGGAGCUGAUGCAGAGUUCACCUGACACGGAGGCUGACCCUGACCCGCCUCAGGAAGAGGAGGAGGAGGAGACAGAGGCUGAUGCUGAGGGUGACAAUGGGGGCUCAGAGCCCUUCCUCCUGCGGGAGCUGCAGGCUUUCUGCCCAACCUUCAACAACAACUGCUCCCACGAAGGGCUGUCCCUCCUGUCCCCGCGGGAGCUGGCGGUGGCAGCGGGGCGUGCGGAGGCGGCCAGCCGGGCGCUGUCGGCAGAGCUGGUGGCCCAGCUGGCACGACGGGACGAGUUGGCCUUCGAGAAGGAGGUGAAGACGGCGUUCAUCGGCGCGCUGCUGGCUGUGCAGGGCGAGCAGCGGGAGCAGCGCGAGGCUGCCCGACGCCGACGCCGCGACCGCGGCUCCGGCACACAGGCGGGGCGGCCCGAGCGUGGGGGACAUCUGCCACGCAAGCGGUUCAGCAUGGAGGGCAUCUCCAGCAUCCUGCACUCCAGCCUGCGCCAGACCUUCGGCCCCACCACCACCGAGAAGCAGUACCUGAACACAGUGAUCCCCUAUGAGAAGAAAGGGUCGCCACCCUCUGUCGAGGACCUGCAGAUGCUCACCAACAUCCUGUUUGCCAUGAAGGAGGGGAAUGAGAAGGUACCCACACUGCUCACUGAUUAUAUCCUCAAAGUCCUCUGCCCAACCUGACGCAGCUCUGCACCUCGCCAUCUCCUCCCCACAAAAACAGGGCCAAACCCAAGGAAAAUGGGUCACCCGUGGCUCCAUCCUCCCCCACCCCACUCCCCCAGCACUCCUUUUUCCCCCAUUUCCUCUCCUCUCCUCCCCCGUUUGCACAGCAAGGAAAUAAAUAAUUUGUUUCAUUAAUU
Molecule: messenger RNA, 1488 nt
Organism: Calypte anna (Anna's hummingbird)
Lineage: Eukaryota; Metazoa; Chordata; Aves; Apodiformes; Trochilidae
Gene: FEZ1
Product: fasciculation and elongation protein zeta 1
Exons: 10
Coding region: 140-1309 (389 amino acids)
Cellular component (GO): axon; cytoplasm
Source: RefSeq, a predicted model, not a curated record